This is a messenger RNA of Iphiclides podalirius (scarce swallowtail), 1134 nucleotides long. The record is from the annotation of a GenBank genome assembly. NCBI's taxonomy places the organism in Eukaryota, Metazoa, Arthropoda, Insecta, Lepidoptera, Papilionidae.
AUGCUCAGCGGUAAAAGAAAACACCAAGCGGGAGGCUUCAAAACUAUGGAGUUGCGCAUCACGCCGCGGGUGGUGCAGCGCGGCAGGAACGUGACUAUGGCCUGCAUCCAUCAAAUACACGACAGCGAAAUCUACUCCUUACAAUGGUACAAAGGAACGCAGGAGUUCUACAGGUACACGCCGCUAGAGUCCCCAACCACCAGAGUAACUCCUGUAAACGGGAUCAAAGUUGACAGGCUCAACUCGAACGAAACACACGUGGUGCUUCUGCGCGUAACGCCAAACCUCAGCGGCAACUACAGCUGCGAAGUCAUCCAAAACGCGCACACUUUCCCGCACUACACCGCCUCAGCGAGACUCGAUGUCGUGGGUAUCGGCGGCCUGCGGGCCACGGAGCUGAGGAUCUCGCCGCCGGUAGUGCAGCGCGGUUCCGACGCGACCCUCGCCUGCCUCUACGAGCUGACGGACGCCCCGCUCUACUCCGUCAAGUGGUACAGGGGCAGGCACGAGUUCUACCGCUACUCGCCCACCGAGCAGCCGGCCACCAAGAUAUUCCCGUUCGCCGGCAUCAACGUUGACCUGGCCCGCUCGAAUCAGAGCCAAGUCGUACUGACAAGAGUGAGUUUCGGCCUCUCUGGGAACUUUAGCUGUGAGGUAACCGCUGAUGCGCCCUCUUUCGCCACAUCAAUCGUCUCCAACAACAUGGAAGUUGUCGUCCUUCCACCGGCGUCUCCAGUGAUUCACACAAGCCAACAUUACUACACGCCCGGGGAUAUACUGAGGGCGAAUUGUUCGUCUGGACCGAGUCGACCCCCAGCCGACCUGACUUUUUACAUCAACGAUAUCCCGGUGUCGCCGGGGCUGCACAACGUUCAUCCGGCCCCUGAGGGACUGUUCCGCUCGGAGCAGCACGUCCAGAUGCAGCUGUGGCCGGCGCAUUACGAGCGCGGCGCCCCGAUACUGCGCUGCGAGGCCAAACUAGGGGACCUUUACAGGGACAAUUCGGCCGUCGCCCUGUAUUCGGCCAACAGCGAUCCGAAGAUCGAGCGCGUGACCUCGCCAGGUUCCGCCGCCAAACUGCAAACGUGCCAAGUCCUGAUGUUGCUCCACAUUGUCCUUUGGGCCCACAACACA